This is a messenger RNA of Megalops cyprinoides (Indo-Pacific tarpon), 870 nucleotides long. Its product is annotated as apolipoprotein D-like. Gene Ontology annotation, molecular function: lipid binding. Gene Ontology annotation, biological process: tissue regeneration; lipid transport; brain development. Bases 112 to 672 code for a protein of 186 amino acids. The transcript has 5 exons. The record is from RefSeq and is a predicted model, not a curated record. Lineage: Eukaryota; Metazoa; Chordata; Actinopteri; Elopiformes; Megalopidae.
GCGUAGUAAAUCUGUCAUAGAAAUUACUUUAAUAGAUUGACUAAGGAGAGAAUUUAACUCUGAAUACAUUAGACUUGAUUCUUCGUGCAACAGGAGGAACACUGGUGAAAAAUGAAGGCCUCUUUCGCCCUCUUGUUGCCCCUGCUCCUGCCCCUCGUCAGCGGCCAGGUGUUCCACUGGGGCCCCUGUCCAGAGCCCGUCGUCCAGCCCAACUUCAACCUCCAAAAGUACCUUGGAAAGUGGUAUGAAAUUGAGAAACUGCCAGCGUCUUUUGAGAGGGGAAAAUGCAUAGAGGCUAAUUACUCCCUGAGAGCUGAUGGAACCAUUAAAGUUCUCAACACGGAAUUCCUUAAAGGGAGGGUGAGGUCUAUCGAAGGGACGGCUGUGGUGCAAGACAUCAAAGAGCCAGCCAAGCUGGGAGUCAGCUUCUCCUACUUCACGCCCUACAGCCCGUACUGGGUGUUGUCCACCGACUACGUCACGUCUGCGGUGGUGUACUCGUGCACCGACGUGGUGAGGCUGUUCCAUGUGGAUUUCGCCUGGAUCCUCGGCCGCACGCGCACACUUCCCGAGACCACCAUCAACUUCGCCAAGAACAUGCUGGCCAGCGACAACAUCGACAUCAGCAAAAUGAUCCUGACUGACCAGCAGGGCUGCGAGAAGGAGCCUUAGGUGACAGAGAGAGAAAAGCGGCCUAUAUAGGGCCAUCAGCAGAUUUUAUUAUUUUUUUCUCAAAUGAAGGGAAGGUUUGGCUUCGGCUCCUUAUUCAUAAAGUAAUUUUAACCACGAGCACUUAAUCUUUACGGUCUCUAUAUCAGAAAAAAGAUGGCUGUUGCAACUUUUGUGAUUAAUAAACUACAAUAAUUCCUA